This is a messenger RNA of Penicillium diatomitis, 1389 nucleotides long. Its product is annotated as WD40 repeat domain-containing protein. The record is from RefSeq and is a predicted model, not a curated record. Gene Ontology annotation, molecular function: protein binding. The transcript has 3 exons. Bases 1 to 1389 code for a protein of 462 amino acids. NCBI's taxonomy places the organism in Eukaryota, Fungi, Ascomycota, Eurotiomycetes, Eurotiales, Aspergillaceae.
AUGAGCCAGCUCCUCACGGCGCGACAGGCGGAGGAGCUGCACAAGGCAAUGAUUGCCUAUUUGACCGCCGCGAACCUGCCUCAGACUUGCGCUGCACUACGAGAGGAACUCGGGGACUCGGUCUCUGUGGAAGACUCUACACUCAAGAAGUAUGAAGGCUUGCUGGAAAAGAAAUGGACCAGCGUGGUGAGGCUACAGAAGAAGAUCAUGGAUCUUGAAACCCGAUGUGCUAGCCUCCAGACUGAACUGGACACCGCCACACCUACGUCCCUUUCCCGAAGAAACCAAGAUCCGGUAUCAUGGUUACCUCGAGACCCUGCGCGCCAUGACCUCGAGUCGCAUCGGGAAGCUGUGAACUGUGUGGCUUUUCACCCAAUCUUCUCCUCACUCGCGUCAGGAUCAGAAGACAGUACGAUCAAAAUCUGGGAUUGGGAGCUGGGCGAGCUGGAGAGGACCAUCAAAGGUCACACGAGAGCUGUGCUUGAUGUUGACUAUGGUGGGCCUCGUGGUGGAACGCUACUCGCUUCCUGCUCGUCUGACUUGACGAUUAAGUUGUUUGACCCAGCGGAUGAGUACAAGAACAUUCGUACUUUACCUGGCCACGAUCACAGUGUUUCAGCAGUCCGAUUCAUUCCAUCCGGAGCCGCAGGGUCGCCUAUGUCGGGCAAUCUGUUGGUUUCUGCGUCUCGGGAUAUGACUCUUCGCAUAUGGGACGUGACGACGGGGUAUUGCGUAAAGACGCUACAUGGUCAUUCAGGCUGGGUGCGAGAUGUUGCGCCCUCGCCGGAUGGACGGUUUUUGUUCUCUGCAGGAGAGGAUCAAGUCCCGCGAUUAUGGGAUAUCUCAUCCGGAGAGCCGAAAGCCACCUUCCUCGGCCACGAGCAUGUGGUGACGUGUGUCGCUUUUGCUCCCACGACAAGUUACCAGCAUCUUGCACCGUUGGCUGGGCUCAAGAAGCCACCGCCAUCAUCAUCGUCUGCAGAAUUCGUUGCCACUGGCUCCCGUGAUAAGACCAUUCGCUUGUGGGAUGCUCGGGGCAAUCUGGUGAAAACAUUAGUGGGCCAUGACAACUGGGUGCGAGGAUUGGUAUUCCACCCUGGGGGCAAAUUCCUUCUCUCGGUGGCAGAUGACAAGACUCUCCGAUGCUGGGAUCUCACACAAGAAUGCAAGUGUGUUCGCACCAUCAAAGCUCAUGAUCACUUCGUGAGCUCAAUUCGAUGGGCGCCAUCACUGAUCAAGGAAAGCCACGCCAAUGGUACUGCGGGGGCAAAUGGAGAAGGCCAAUCCAGUACAGCCAAGGAUGAUCCCAAUGCGGCCCAUAAGAUGUCGAUUCGCUGUGUUCUUGCGACAGGGAGCGUUGAUAAGAAAGUACGGGUCUUUGCAUCAUGA